AUGGGUGCGAAACGAGAGAUCGCCAAGGCCGCGAAAGUUGUCGAGAAGGUCGCCGAGGUGGCGACGUCUGUGGCGGAGGCGGGCAAGCUGGUCCAGAUCAUCGUCAGCAUCGACCCGAGUGCGGAGGCGUUUGCGUUCCUCCGCGGCUUCGACUACAUCGGCCCGCCCCUCGGCCAGCAGAUCGCGCAGGACGUGGGGGCGCGCUUCCCGGAGUUCUACGACGUCGCGAAGCACGCGGUCGUCCCGGGCGGUUCUGCGCGCGGCCUCAAACACAUCUUCCCGGACAAAUUUUCUGGCCAGGCGCCGUCCGAAGAGGAGCUUGCGAACCUCGUGAGGACGCUCAUGGCCACCGCCCCGAGCCAUCUCUCGGGCGAGUUCGACAAGACGUUCCACCCAGGCAGCGCGACCCAUUGCUUGUGCGAGUUCGACAAGUUCGUGCGCUUCCAGAAACGGCCGCGCCGCCGCCCAAGGCCGCCGGGCGCACCGCCGCCACAGGCCGCGCGACGAGCGACGAGCCCGAGGCCCAGGUCGCGGGGCGCGCCGCCGCCGCAGGCCGCGCGACGAGCGACGAGCCCGAGGCCGAGGCCGCGGGGUUCGCCGCCGCCCAAGGACGUGGAUUCUGGCCGCCCUUUGUAA
Messenger RNA from Prorocentrum cordatum, 636 nucleotides. The record is from the annotation of a GenBank genome assembly. Lineage: Eukaryota; Dinophyceae; Prorocentrales; Prorocentraceae.